Molecule: messenger RNA, 3051 nt
Organism: Daldinia caldariorum
Lineage: Eukaryota; Fungi; Ascomycota; Sordariomycetes; Xylariales; Hypoxylaceae
Exons: 1
Coding region: 178-2595 (805 amino acids)
Source: RefSeq, a predicted model, not a curated record
UAUGUAGCAUAUGUAAUAUGUAGUAUGCAGCUGGCCCUUUUCUUGGGUUGCAGAGCCUUGUGCCACCCACCAAACGUAGAUCCUACCUCAAUAUAUGUCGAGUCCUCUCCCCCAUAUGCCCAGAUGCUGGUUCCCUUCUGCUUGUUCUAAAUUUCCUUACGUCUGCCUCCGCACAAAAUGCUAUCCAGAUCCGGCGUUAGCAUUCGGAGGCUCAUAUCUCCAAGAAGAGGCCAAGAUGAGUUCGAGGAUGGGGUUUCGGUUGAGGCCGACAGGAUGGAUCAAAGGACGGCGUGGAAAGAACGCAGCAGUACGAUACCUAAGAGGCGGACAACCUAUAGUAAAAGACGGGCGCCGCCACCGAUUAUAGUUAGUAGGGAACAAAGCAUUCAUGAUAUACUAGACCCCCUACCACCGUUACCGCCGUACGAUACGCCUCCGCGGUCCAGGUCUAGUUCCUUGAAUAGUUGUGACCGCCACAACGACUCUUUUUUAUCACAAUCAAUCGACUCAAAGAGGUCCAAGUCGCCCCUUUGUUAUAUAAUGUCAAAGGAAGAAAACGUGACAGGCUACGGAGCCGACGGCUACUUACCGCCGCCUCCUCCUAAAGACUAUGCCGAGUCGCCAGAUUCUUUCAGACUUAAGGCCGAACAAUCGACGACGAGCUUGGAUUACAUAGAAACUUUAUCCCUACGACCGGAAAGCAGGACUUCGACGUUGCAUCAACCAUUACGACGUUCGGACUCGUUUUCAAGCAUCUCCGAAAACAUUCAGCAACUUAUACAAGAGGCAGAUGACGCAUUCCGAGCGGUCGGCAACGCUCUCGCUGAAGUGCAAGUCACGAACAACUCGACAAAAGCGUUGCCCUCGCUUCCCACGCCUGAACCGUCGCCUGUACUCAAGCCAGCACCCUUGGCUAGUCAGCCACGAGUAGAGAGUCCGCAACCUCAGCGAGCCGCUCCGAAACCCGUCGCUUCUCCUAAGGCGGCUGAUUCUCCUAAAUCCGCUGCUACCCCUAUCUACUCUCCCCGACGAAAUCCGUCUUUGAACAGCGGGGUAAAGAGGAAGAAGUCGAAGCAGUCGAAGAAGGCAAAGUCUAUGAAGCCGAACCGGAAGCCUGCCGGGGCCAAGUCCACGGCGAAGAGCGGGCCAAUAUGGAACUUCUCGGAUAACAUGACUGAUCUGUUUAGCGGAAAGCUCUUUCAGAAAAUCGAGGUGGACGAAAUGCUCACGCCGGACCAGCUGGAGGAAUACCGACUACGAAGAAUGUCGAUAAUGAAGUCAGAGAAAUCGGCUAAACCGACACAAUCCACUCAAUCUCUACAAUCUAAUGAGUCCACCCAAUCUACACAAUCUACACAAUCUACACAAUCUACACAAUCUACACCAUCCAUUCAAUCCAUUCAAUCCACUCAAUCUACUGAAUCGACCCAGCCUAUCCCUAUCCUAUCUGUGAAGUCGAUCGAAACGUUUGACACCGAGUCGACCGAUACGCCGAUCGAGCCCUUUCAUCUCGAGGAUCUUUCGUCCCGAAUUGGAUCGGCUGGUGUCUCGCUCGACCUUGAUACGCCAACGGAAGAUAAACCCAUGCCUGCACCAUUUAACUCGGCCGCAUGGCGGGAUAUCUCCGCAGAUGGGCGAAAUGAGCACGACGUCGUCGAGCUUCCGAUAUCGACAUCGGCGUCGGCGUCGGUAUCACAGGUGGAUAUAGGAGAAGAACCGGCACAUAAUAAAAAAGCCACUUUCCAAACACCACUGAUGAGACAAGCUGCACGGUUUGCUGCGCGGAGCCAGAAGAUUUCGCUGCCCAGCAUCCCAGAGACAUCAGCUAUCUCGACACCUAAAACGGAACUGUUCAUCAGCCAUGAUCUCAGAUAUUCCACCAGAGAUGUGGUCGCAGAUUCCAACUACGUUUUCCUUCAAUCAUCGCCGUGUUCCAUGACCAGCCCUAUCUUCCGACACGGCCCGAUCCGAUUAGCCAAGUCCGAUCUGAUGGCAGAUGUUAAAAUAGGGGCGGAUGACGGCCUAGACUGGACGGCAUUCCAGAUGGCCAUUUCGGGGGGCGCCGGGGACUGGUUCUCCGAAAGCGAUGACACGAUUCGCCGCAGGGAGGCGGAAGAAGCGGACGAGAUUGUGGAAUGGUUUCGAACGUGGAACUUUAGCGGCCCCGGAGAGCUUCUAGACCACCCUAUCGAAGCCGACAGCCCGAUGAGCAUGACGUCGGGCGAAGACGACUCGGAAGCAUCGUACAACGAGACGGAGAAGGAAGCCAUCUCGUACGGCCAGCAUUACGACUGGCAGGCGCCCGAGCAGAAGAUGGUGCCUGAAAUCCACCAGCCCGACUACGAUAUAUCGGGACUCGAGCUGGAUACUUCGAGGAUGGGUAUGGACGAUAACGUCUUCGGACCGCCCAAGGAACACAAUAGCCGAGAGAGCUAUGCCAGCCUCCCACAGAGCCCGAUGCUGGACCUCCGAGUUAUUCGAAGCCCGGAUGGAGACGACGUAGACGUGGUCCCGAUGGGAUACAACCUCGGGCACGACCUGGGAGAUUUCCUGAAAUGGGAGGCAGAACAUGCGUACGCCGGGGACUUUUACUAAGGCGUCGAUUUGGGUUUGGCCCUCUCCACAACGUUUGCAUUAUUUGGAAAGCAAUGGGAUUAUACCAUGUUUUCCGAACACUACCUAAUACCUGCCACGAGAGAGGCUGGGUAUGGGUUAGAAAUGAGUUUUACGUUGGACUGACUAACUACUAUCGCUAUCACUACUACUUACUACCUGUUCAUUUGUCGUUAUACCAUUGAUGUUUUUUUUCUCUCAUUUUUCAUUGGAGGGGGCGUUUGGGAGGCACGCUCUCUAUUCAAAACGAAUUAUUCAAGGAUCGGAUUACUUAUUGGAUUAAGCGGAGCGCGGCGCUGGGAACGAUUUGGCUAUUUUAUUUUAUUCCUUCUUUUUUUGUUUCUUAUUCGAUGCGAACAAAAUCGGAUGUACUUUUAUAGUUGUGCAACCAGGAACUGUAAAUGUGUUAUACUGGGGAUCUAGGAAGGCUGGUCUUAG